Messenger RNA from Lindgomyces ingoldianus, 745 nucleotides. RefSeq lists its product as uncharacterized. The transcript has 2 exons. The record is from RefSeq and is a predicted model, not a curated record. The coding region runs from base 123 to 413 and encodes 96 amino acids. Lineage: Eukaryota; Fungi; Ascomycota; Dothideomycetes; Pleosporales; Lindgomycetaceae.
UGACAACAUCAUCAAACGAUUCGAACAGGGCCACAGCACACCGCCCGCCCUACGCACUCACCGCCUCCCCUCUCACUCUCCCGCCGAUCCAGCACCAGCACAAGUAAAGGUUCAGAGACAGAAUGGAUAUCAGUGCCUCAUCGCAAAUCGGCGCAAACCUCGACGUCACCAAACUCAGCGAUAGGGACAAACAGGAACUGCAGCAGUUUGUUGUUAACGAGAGCCAGAAGGCUAGGAUACAAGCUUCAAUCCACUCAUUAACCGACACCUGUUUCCGCAAAUGCAUACCCACAGGUACCGUGAAAAAGGGCAGCCUGGAUAAAUAUGAGGAACCCUGUAUUAAAAACUGCGUGGAUCGGUUCCUGGACGCGAAUUUGGUCGUGCUGAGGGAGUUGGAGAGGAUGAGGCAGUAAACUCCCUCCCCGUCCCAACAUCGAUGCGAGAACAGCGACGGUCGAGCCCACGGGUUGGCUGGGAGCAGUUCCUCUGACUGUAGCUGUUGCGAUUAGUUGGCAGAGCGGAUGGAUAUAUUCGUAGGUGUGGACUGGUGGAUGGACUACGCGCAAAUGAUAUACACGCGCACACACAGAAGAGAGAGGGAGGGAGGAACAGCACACAUGUAAUGUACGAUAUAAACCGAGGCACACGUUGGGUUAGACAUGUAUAAUGCCGCUUUCGGCUAUGGCCGUGGUGGAAAGCCCUAGUUAGAUCUCCAUUCUGUAUGAUAGUGAAAAGUUACUCGAAG